This is a messenger RNA of Cantharellus anzutake, 954 nucleotides long. RefSeq lists its product as uncharacterized. Bases 1 to 954 code for a protein of 317 amino acids. The record is from RefSeq and is a predicted model, not a curated record. The transcript has 3 exons. Lineage: Eukaryota; Fungi; Basidiomycota; Agaricomycetes; Cantharellales; Hydnaceae.
AUGGCGGCACACCGUACAAACUCUUGCUUCCUUGAUUUUGUCACAGCUCCAUUCCACCCGCGCACAGGUUUCAAAUCUCCGUACCCUCCAAGGGGAAAUGGAAAUGCAUUGGUCCAUCAGACUCCCCAAUUUGAUUACGCAGGGGCCCCAUCUCAGCAGCUACCGGCAUCGGAGAACGUAGACGAAGAUGACGAAAAUGGUUCCUGCUCCCUUACCGCCGCAAGCGAUUUAAGUGGUUUCAGCCUCGCAAGAGGGAUAUCGGAGUGGAACGAUCCAAUGGAAGGCUCUUCUAUCAACUCCGUUGGGCCCGACCAGAGCCAAGACAACUCUUUAGGUGGAAGCGCAUGGGACCAUCAGGCUCCUCAACUUUCCUAUUCAGAAGCCUCAUCAUCCCAGCGGCUGCCCACAUUCCAAGAGAUGGGGGAUGAUAGUGGCAGUUGUUUGCCCUUCUUUACCACAGGCAAUGCCAACAAUCCCAGUAUUGCAAGAGAGGGAUUGGAAUGGGACGGUUCUACUACGGGCUCUCUUACCAACUCUAUUGAGUCCGACGUGGAUCAGGGUCCAGAUCGGACUCGGGAUUUUCCGUACUCGACCCACCCGGCCAGCCUUGAACACUCAUACCCCGAGGGGAGAAAUACGCUCAAUCCCACCAGUUUUGAAUAUACCUUAAUUGCAAGACCACUGCCAAGGCGGAGCCCCUUCGCCAGCGCUCAAACGACAAUGGCGGACGAUCGAGGAUAUGUGAGCACCCCGAGGGAGACACCAGCUUACUGGGUUCCCGGACUCGCCGACGCCAGUGUACAAGCUGCAUCGUCGGGACAACCGCCAGGAAAUGCAAUCCCUGCUCGGCUCCAACGACAUAUACUUUUGACACUUCCGGGAAACGUUCAAUUGGUCCUGGAGUUUGGUGGUGAUUCCCCUGAGGACGCCGAGGAGCAUGCAUUCGUUCAAUGA